Messenger RNA from Aspergillus caelatus, 2388 nucleotides. It is a transcript of the gene eng2, whose product is annotated as putative GPI anchored endo-1,3(4)-beta-glucanase. Gene Ontology annotation, biological process: glucan catabolic process. Gene Ontology annotation, molecular function: hydrolase activity, hydrolyzing O-glycosyl compounds. NCBI's taxonomy places the organism in Eukaryota, Fungi, Ascomycota, Eurotiomycetes, Eurotiales, Aspergillaceae. The record is from RefSeq and is a predicted model, not a curated record. The transcript has a single exon. Bases 275 to 2278 code for a protein of 667 amino acids.
CCUGUGUUUUGUUCUUCCCUUUCCUUUUUUAGUUUUUAAAUCUAAACCAUUUACAUUCCUUUCUGCUGCGGACUGACGUCUGCAUUCUUUCGACAGUCUUUUCUUCGUUUACCAACUUUGCCAGCCUUGACGGUUGGAUUUCCAUUCCUUUUAGUAAUAAUCUCUAGAGUCCUUCCAGGAGUUGGCUCGCUCUGAGAUCCCUGGUCUUCACUUUUUGCUAUCUUCGAACUUGUCUACCUUUGCCUGGUUGCUUUACUGGUCGACAAUAAUCAGGAUGCCAUCCUCAUCCUUCGUGUGGACCGUAGGGUCCAUCGCUCUUUCCUCCUUGAUCACUCCUACGACCGCAGACGGCUCUGGUAGCCGUUACCAGCUGAUUGAAGCCUGGCAGGGGGAAAAGUUCCUGGACCAUUUCAACGUCUUCAGCGGUGCCGACCCAACAAAUGGGUUUGUCACCUAUACCAACCAGAGCUACGCAGAGAGCUCGGGUCUCAUCAAAGUGACCGAAAGCGGUAGUUUCUACAUGGGCGUGGACUACCAGACCGAACUCAGCCCCAACGGUCCGGGUCGAGACUCGGUCCGUAUUGAAAGCAAAGACUACUAUGAUGAAGGUUUGUACAUUAUCGACCUCCAGCACAUGCCGGGUAGCGCCUGUGGGACGUGGCCUGCUUUCUGGUCGGUGGGUCCCAACUGGCCCUAUGAUGGUGAAAUCGAUAUCAUUGAGGGUGUCAACAAGCAUGAAGCCAACAAAAUUGUCCUGCAUACGAGCGGUUCAUGCGCCUUGUCCAGCGAGAACGAUAUGAGUGGCAGCAUGACCUCUAGCGAGUGCGGCGAAGCAUCUGGGACUAUCGGCUGUGUGGUCGAGGGCCAGACUGGUACCUCGGGCGACCCGUUUAACGAGAAGAAUGGUGGUGUCUAUGCUAUGGAAUGGACCUCGAGCUUUGUUAAGAUCUGGUAUUUCGCUCGUAGUGAAAUUCCCCAAUCCAUUACCGAGGGUAACCCAGACACGACGGCCUUUGGCACCCCGAUGGCUCACCUGCAGGGAACCUGCGACUUCCACGAGCGCUUCAAGUCGCAGAAGUUCAUCCUUGACACCACCUUCUGUGGCGACUGGGCUGGUGGCGUGUUCGGUGAUUCUGGCUGCCCAGUCAGCGACCCCAGCAACCCCAUCCAGAGCUGUGUAAACUAUGUGGCUCAGAACCCAGCCGCUUUCAAGGAAGCCUACUGGGAAAUCAACUACAUCAAGCUGUUCCAGACGGGUGCUGGUCAUUCGACCGCCUCUGUUGUCCCGCAAGCUCAGACCGCCACUGCUGUUGCGUCGAGGACAGGAGAUAACGUUCCAUCUAUUACCUCCACGCCUCUUCCCGAGACUACCGCUCCCGCCCCAGAGACGGCAUCAGUUGAGGCACCUGCCACUUCGAGCGCAGUUCCUGAGCCUGCCAAUCCUCAGACCAGCGUUGCCGGUGCCGAAACCACCGCCGCCCCAGCUCCUUCGACUCAGACCACUGCUGCCCCAGCAAGACCUUCUUCAGAUGACAGCGAGGAGGGCGCUGAUGCUGUCUCGGAAACUACCAUCUAUGUGACGGAGACUACGACCUUUUGCGGAGCCAGUACUCAGAAGGGCUCCAUCCAGACUCUCGGCGGUGGAGAGACCGACGUCUCUCCGGCAAGCUCCACGGUCGAGCCCACGGCUACCCCCGCUGCUCCCACAUCGACCGCCCAGGAACCUGUUGCUUCGCAGCCCGGAACUGUCAACGGUGGUACACCUGUUCCCACCGAUGUUUCCCCGGAAACUCCUGCCGAGCAGACGGCUGGUGAGUCCAGCGCACCGACUCCAAGUGCCCAACAGCCAGAACAGUCUCAGUCCGCCGCAACCAGCAUCGAGGCUAGCAACGUUCCCCCGGCUGCCUCAACCUCGGCCCCUGCUGAGCAGGGUACUCCAGAGGGAGCUAGCCCCGUUGGCGCCACCGAGUCGCGACAGGUUCCCGACGAGCCGUCACCCACGAGCGUUGCCCCCAUCCACAGCCCCUCCCACUCGUCGUGGGUCAUCCCAUCCUCGAGCCGUGUUGCCUCGUCUUCUAGCUUUGCUUCCACCACAACCUCCGCGAGCCGCACCACCUCUGCAACCCAUGAGGCUACCGCUCCAACGGAGACCGAUUCAGGCGCGUCGACCGGGACUAAUCCUGAAAGUCCUGUCUUCACUGCUGGUGCGAGCAAAUCUGUAGGUAUCUCGAGCAUGGCCGGUAUUGUUUGUGGUGUUGUCGUGGCCAUGUUGGCCUAAUACAAUGUAUUUCUAAAGUCGGUGGAUUUUUCAACUUGUUUUUUGGCCUCCCUUUUUCUUUCCAGCGGAUUGUCCUGUAGGAGGAGCUUUCUACAAAUACCCACAUUUCU